Messenger RNA from Malus domestica (apple), 3963 nucleotides. RefSeq names its product helicase-like transcription factor CHR28. Gene Ontology annotation, biological process: DNA repair. Gene Ontology annotation, cellular component: nucleus. Gene Ontology annotation, molecular function: ATP-dependent chromatin remodeler activity; metal ion binding; ATP binding. The record is from RefSeq and is a predicted model, not a curated record. NCBI's taxonomy places the organism in Eukaryota, Viridiplantae, Streptophyta, Magnoliopsida, Rosales, Rosaceae.
AUACUAAUUAUUUACUCUUUUUCCCACCGUAAAUGAAUUAGUUUUAUAAAGGGGUUUUUUCCAUUAGUUAUAUUUAUUAAUUUCCUUCUUUUAUUUUUUAUUUUUAUUUUUUAAUUUUCGGAGGUGAUACUCGCGUAAUUCAAGAUCUCUUCCAUUGUCAAUUGUUCCAAACCCAACCGUACUCUCUCUCUCUCCGCCUAUCGUCUUCUCCCCUCGCCUGCACUGCAAACCCUAUGAACUAGUGCUGGACAAGGCCAAUGACAAUCGGCCAUUACAGCUUUGCAGGAGAGGAUUCCUAAGGCUUUGCAUGUGUAUUACUUAUGCUGUUAGCAAAGACCUGCUUCUGGGAAUUGAUACCAAAAGCUGUUGGAUGAGUGCAGUCCUAUGAAGGGGGGAUGCACUUUUCUUAGAUGUUUGGUCAUGCGGAUCAUCUUUAUGACUUCUUUGAUUCAACUUGGAGAUAUUGCUCUUUUUUAAGUGGAUGGAUUGGCAGUUUAAUCUCAAAAAACUGCACGGAUGUGAUUGGCUUACCUGCAAGGAACUCACUUUCUAAGUUGGUUAAAGAAAGGGAAACUCAAUUCUCAACCUUCAUGGCUCAAAGGGAAUUUAUAGAUAUUAGUUCAUCGGAUAGUGAUUUAGAGAUAGAAGAAAGGGAAUAUGGCAACAGCAGAGUUCUUCCAAGCUCGCUAUCUGGACCUGGCUCAAAUCCAAGGAGUAGAGAUUAUUCUGGGCAGUUUAGAAAGGUGCCUUCUCCUAGAAGAGCAUAUGCUUCUAAUGGCAACUCUCCUAAUGUUAAUCAGCACACACAGGUGAAACAGAAUUUUAAUCCCAGUUCAAGUGAUGAUAUAAGAACCUCAAAUCGACAUGCUGCUCGAGCACAUAAUGAUAAUGUGGAACGGCCUCAGAGUAAUCAUUCGCAAAGUUCUAAUAUUUCUCUUAAGGACUAUGAGGCUCAGAAGAGGACCCUUCCACAAUCUAUGCAGCUAUCGGGACCGAGUACUUACACAAGCAAUGGCAAGGGCCUUAUGAGAGACUAUUCUAGUAGGGGCUAUGACACCGAAUUUAAUAGGUCUGAAAGCAGUGGGAGUAGGGGCCAGCCUCCCUCUUUCAUGCAUGGAAAGUCAUUUUCCGCUUCACAGUUUGCGAGUUCAAGUGACCCUGCAUACCAUUCUGGGACAGGUGACGAAAGGGUUGCUGGCAGUGAUGAGAGACUGAUAUAUCAAGCAGCAUUAGAGGAUCUCAAUCAACCAAAAGUUGAAGCUACUUUACCUGAUGGUCUUCUGUCGGUCCCUCUUCUACGACAUCAGAAAAUUGCUCUGGCAUGGAUGCUUCAAAAGGAAACUAGAAGUCUGCAUUGUCUGGGUGGAAUCUUAGCAGAUGAUCAGGGCCUUGGUAAGACCAUUUCAAUGAUUGCCCUUAUACAAAUGCAGAAGUAUUUGGAUUCAAAGUCAAAAUCUAGAGAUUUAGGCAAUCAGAAAACUGAGGCUUUAAAUUUGGAUGACGAUGAGGACAAUCCCAACGGUGGUUUGGAUAAAUUGAAUAAAACUGAGGCACCUGAUCAUCUUCGAUCAACUCCAGAAGUUAGUACAUCUUCACGAUCAAUCAGAAAGCAGAGGCCAGCAGCGGGUACAUUGGUUGUGUGUCCAGCAAGUGUUCUUCGACAGUGGGCUAGGGAGCUGGAUGAAAAGGUUGUAGAGGAAGCAAAGCUGCGUGUUAUUAUUUAUCACGGAGGCAGCCGGACGAAGGUUCCUGAAGAACUGGCUAGCUAUGAUGUGGUUCUCACAACAUAUGCUAUUGUAACCAAUGAAGUCCCAAAACAACCUUUAGUUGAUGAUGAUGAACCUGAUGAGAAAAUGGAGGAAACUUAUGGAAUACAUUCUGAUUUUUCAAGUAAUAAGAAGAGAAAAAAGGCUUCGAUUAUUAAUAAGAAGGGAAAGAGGGGCAAAAAGGGAAUUGAUAGUUCCUCUAUUGAUUGUGGUUCUGGGGCACUUGCAAAAGUGGGUUGGUUUAGGGUGAUACUAGAUGAAGCUCAGACGAUUAAGAAUCACAGAACUCAAGUGGCUAGAGCGUGUUGUAGCCUUCGAGCAAAAAGAAGGUGGUGUUUGUCUGGUACUCCUAUACAAAAUACAAUUGAUGACUUAUACAGUUACUUCAGAUUUCUUAGAUAUGACCCCUAUGCUGUAUAUAAGUCAUUUUACAGUACCAUUAAGGUUCCAAUAUCAAGAAACUCAAUCCAAGGUUACAAGAAGCUCCAGGCAGUUCUGAGGGCUAUAAUGUUGCGUCGAACAAAAGGAACAUUGAUCGAUGGGCAACCUAUAAUUGAAUUACCACCAAAAACAAUAAACUUGAGUAAAGUGGAGUUCUCGCCUGAGGAGCGGGCCUUUUAUACCAAGCUAGAAGCCGAUUCACGCACUAAGUUCAAGGCAUAUGCCGCUGCUGGCACAGUAAAUCAAAAUUAUGCAAAUAUUCUUUUGAUGCUUUUGCGCCUCCGGCAAGCUUGUGACCACCCUCAGCUUGUUAAAGCGUAUGACUCAGACUGUGUUGGGAAAGAUUCUGUGCAAAUGGCAAGGCGACUCCCAAAGGAUAUGAUAUCCCAUCUUUUGCAUCUUCUGGAAACUUCAUUGGCUAUUUGUCGUGUAUGCAAAGAUCCACCUGAAGACCCUGUUGUUACUAUGUGUGGCCAUGUAUUCUGUUAUCAGUGUGUUUCGGAAUAUUUGACGGGUGAUGACAAUACAUGUCCUGCUGCUGAAUGUAAAGAACAAGUUGGUUCUGAUGUUGUUUUCUCCAAAUCCACUCUCAUAAGUUGCUUCUCCAAUAAUCUUGAUGGUACUCGGACGAAUUCUGAGUUGGGCGAGAAAUCAAUAGUGUUACAGAAUGAGUAUAGUUCAUCUAAAGUCAGAGCUAUUAUUGAGAUUUUGCUUUCACAUUUGGAACAUAACUGUGCUGGAAGCAAUGGAGACCCUGCUUUUGGAACCGAAAUCACAGAUAGUAGAUAUUCUGGCGUUUCAAGCUCACCAAAUAGUGGACCAAUAAAAACGAUUAUUUUUUCCCAGUGGACUGGCAUGUUGGAUUUAGUUGAAACAUCAUUGAACGAGUAUUGUAUUCAGUACAGAAGGCUUGAUGGGACAAUGAGUCUGGCAUCAAGAGACAGGGGUGUCAAAGAUUUUAACACUGAUCCUGAGAUCACUGUUAUGCUCAUGUCACUAAAGGCUGGAAACCUUGGUCUAAACAUGGUUGCAGCAUGUCAUGUUAUCCUUUUGGACCUGUGGUGGAAUCCAACCACUGAAGAUCAAGCUAUUGAUCGGGCACAUAGAAUUGGACAGACCCGACCUGUUACUGUAACACGUCUCACGAUUAAGGAUACAGUGGAGGACAGGAUAUUAGCUUUACAGGAAGAAAAGAGAAAAAUGGUGGCAUCUGCUUUUGGUGAAGAUCAUGGUGGGGGCUCUGCUACACGCCUGACUGUUGAGGAUCUGAGAUACCUAUUUAUGGUCUAAGAACACAACCAAGCGAUUCACAAUCGUGUUUCUGGCAUUAGUAUCUUUGCUGAUUCAAAGAAAAAGCUGGUCUAGAAACAAAUAUUUAGAACUAUGAACCAGGAUCCUGUUAAAUUAAGGAUGCAUGAAAUCAGUAGUAGCAGCAGUAGUAGUAGGGCACUGCCCGAUAUUGUAGGCUCGCAUGGGACUAAUGGGUGGAUUUGCAUCCGAACCUGCAUCUGUUUUUUUUGGGGGCUUUUUCCCGGGCCGAAGAAGGCAUUUUUGUUCCCAACAAGUGGCGAGUAGCGAGUGAGCAUAGGGCUAGGGCUAGGGGACUUGCUGUAAAUAUUUUCUAAUUUAUUUUAUUGUACAAAAGAGUGUACUAGUAGUAUAGCUUCCUUUGUUUUAGUUUUGUUAACAACAUGGAUGAUAAAUGUUGUUUUAUGAAAUAUUAUUUGCAAUUAUAUCUUGGUAAAAUCAUUUAAUU